Molecule: messenger RNA, 1290 nt
Organism: Hypoxylon trugodes
Lineage: Eukaryota; Fungi; Ascomycota; Sordariomycetes; Xylariales; Hypoxylaceae
Product: putative monooxygenase
Exons: 4
Coding region: 1-1290 (429 amino acids)
Biological process (GO): secondary metabolite biosynthetic process
Molecular function (GO): monooxygenase activity; FAD binding
Source: RefSeq, a predicted model, not a curated record
AUGACAGUCGAUAGUAUAAAACAGGAACCCAUUAAGACCAUCGUCAUUGGUGCUGGUCUUGGCGGAUGCGCCUGCGCACUUGCUCUAAAACACCAUGGACAUUCCGUAGUCAUCUAUGAGAGACUAAGAGCUUUCCGACGUCUUGGUGAUUCAUUGGGUUUCGGCGAAAAUGCACUCAAGUUACUCAAGCGAUGGGGCGGCGAGUCGCUUUAUCAUAAGUUAACCAGCAUCGGAAAUCAGGCUCCGGACAUGCAAAUCCGCCGGUGGCACGAUGGCAAGAUCUUGGCGCAACAACCGCUCAUGGAUAUGGCGGGCUAUAUCGGACACCGUGGCGACUACCACGAGGCGCUCAUCCAGGCCGUAAAGGAUGCGGGUAUUGAGAUUCGUAUGGGUCGUGAGGUUAUCUCAUAUGACGAGACGAAACCUAGUGUUACUUUUGCCGACGGCACUGAGGAGACGGCGGAUAUUAUCAUCGGCGUUGAUGGAAUCAAGUCGCGCGCGAGAGAACUCGUCCUAGGAUUCGAUGAUGCGCCAAAGAGUAGUGGAUAUUCGUGUUACAGGGCUUACUUCCCCGGAAGGCAUCUACGGGAAGACCCCCUGUGUCGCGAAUUUGUGGAUCACGACUGCGUUAAUAUCUGGAUUGGUGAAGACACGCACUUGAUCCAGAAUACACUGCGCAACGGCGACGAAUUCAACUGGAUCGUGACACGCAAGUUGUCGCAUGAGGCGGAUAUGGUAAUUAAGGAAUCGUGGUUCCAGGAAGGCGAUAUGAAUGAAGUCAAAAGGUCUCUGGAAGGCUUAGAUCCUCGCAUACGGGCCGCUGUCGAUAAAACCGAGUCCUGUCUAGACUGGAAGAUCUGUUAUAGAGAUCCGCUGCCUACAUGGGUGUCUAAAAGCCACAAGAUCGCACUGCUCGGAGACAGCUGCCAUCCGCAUUUGCCAACAAGCGCACAGGGCGCGAGCCAGGCUACAGAGAGUGCGGCCGUGUUGGCUGUAUGCUUGAAAUUAGCUGGGAAGGACAAUAUUCCGUUAGCUACGAGGUGCUACGAGAAACUGCGGUUCAAGCGAACAAGAGCUAGCCAGACAAACGGCGAGGAUCUAAGGGAUCGCUGGCACAAUGCAUUGAAAAACGUCAAUAAUGACGUCGAAAUUGACCCCGAAUCCAUAAAGAUGCGAAAUCGGUGGUUAUAUGCGUUUGAUGCUGAGGCCGACACGAUUGAAAGGUGGGAUGAAAUGUUGAAACUUGUGGCAGAAGAGCUAAGGACCGGGAAUAUAACGCCGUUAUGUUAG